AGAAACAGUGCGAAGCGAACGCGCGUCAUUCACGCGCAAACUUGCGAGCGCAUAUGACACAUUUUCUCGCUCGCGGCGGAGCAGCCGCGAGCUGUCCUGGGGUUUAAAUGCGUGUCAGUAGUAAUAAUCGCGUGAAACAUAACGCGCAAGUGGGCGUGAGUGACCGAUUAGAUCCGCUGUCACGUAUGAGGUCCCGCAAACGACGAAAGUCGCACAACAAUGUGAGUCCGUAACGGAUGUCGAUGUGAACUAGCUGAUGUGAACUCCGGCUCGGGAAAGAAUAUCCCAUGGCUUCCACCGAAGCUUCGGAAGAUUAUUGGGACAUCGCUUUCUACGAUCUCUUUCCGUCGCGAUCCGGAUCUCGGGGUCGUUCCUCUCUAAGAAAAUAAGGAGACAAGACACGUUCGGCCGGUGGGCGGAUUGAAUCGCCUUUAUCCGGGAACGUCAUUCCCUAACGAAUAAUGACUCAGUAUGUUGCUAUGUUGAAGAGGACCACAAAGUUAAUAAAUUUUGCCACAGAUAAUGUGAUUUUAUGAUAAUAUUUUUAUCUUUUCAAUAUAUUCUUGUACUGUCAAGAUGCACUUUUCCAUACCAGAUACUCAGGAAUUUAUAGAUAGUGCUGGGAACACGUAUAUCGGAUAUAAUAUUCAUAUCAAUGGAUUAUUUCAUUGUACCGCAAGAUACAAACAACUAUACAAUCUGCACGUACAAUUGUCAAAGGACCUGGACAUGUUGUUACCUAUAUUUCCUCCAAAGAAAUUUUUUCCUUUGACUGCUACACAGCAAGAGGAACGGCGGCUGGCUUUAGAGAAAUAUAUUCAGUCCAUUGGACAAAAUAUAGCCAUCAAUAACUCGGAAAUAUUAAAUGGAUUCUUAUUGAGUGCUCAACAAGAAAGCGUAAAUGGCCUGUCCGAGCAAGAAACUUUAGAUAUAUUUCUUAUGAGUGGAUCUAAAAUUUCAUUAAAUAUUUCGCCAGAAGAGUAUUCUGGUAAAGUUUUAAAGAGGGUGUACAAACAUAUAAAGUUAGCAGAAAAAUAUCAUUUUCAUUUUGCAUUGUUUAUUAUUACACAAGAUGAGUCAUCCGGUAGUAUCAAAAUACUGCGGAAACUACAAAAUUUUGAAUCACCAUUUAUAACAUACAAAUAUAUGAGUUCUACGAAUACGCGAAUUGUUCUCAGAAAAAAUUACUGGGAUACAGCAUAUGAUGUUGAAUUGUUGAACGAUCCGGUAACGUUAAAUUUACUAUACAUUCAAGCGGCUGUGGAAAUUCGCAGCAGUUGGAUUCCAAUUACCAAGGAGGUGCAGCAUCAAUUGGAAAAUCUGCAAAAAUCUGAGAGUAAAAAAGAAUAUCUGAAUGUAGUUCGUCUCUUGAAGUACUAUGGUUACAUACAAUUUGCACCAUGUUACUGUGAUUAUCCCGAACGUAGCUCGAAAGUAUUGCUUGCUAUAGGUGAAAAUGAAUUGAAUUUACGUGUAUUAUCGUCCGAAGAGCACGAAAUUGCGUUUAAAGUAUCACGAAUGCGAUGCUGGCGUAUAACUACUAUACAAAAUGGAACGGAGCAUCAUAAGGAUAAUAACGAGUGCAGUUUGGAAUUAUCCUUCGAAUAUCUGAUUGCUAGAAAUGAAUUACAAUGGAUUACAAUUGUGUCCGAACAAGCGAUUUUAAUGUCUGUUUGUCUGCAAGCUAUGAUUGAUGAGUUGUUGCAGAAAUGUGUAGUUGGGAGUAAACCUCAGACAGAGUCUGGGAAAUCAUGGACAUAUAUUAUGAGAGACGGCCAAAGUCGUACCAUUACAGGAUCGCCGUUGCAAGAAUGUGUGAAUAAUAAUCAUUCUAAAUCGGGACCAAUUAUUAAAAAACUUGCUAACAAAUGGUCGGCUGUGACGUCAAAAAAAUCAGAUGAUUCACGAAGUGUUAUUGACAAAACUCAAACAAAGGAUCUCGAUGUCAUGGAAAAUAAUGUUUUUCGUAUGAUAGGAGAUGACGAUUUAUGAGCCAAAUAAAUUUUAAAGAUUGAC
Molecule: messenger RNA, 2016 nt
Organism: Trachymyrmex septentrionalis
Lineage: Eukaryota; Metazoa; Arthropoda; Insecta; Hymenoptera; Formicidae
Gene: Snx17
Product: sorting nexin-17
Exons: 8
Coding region: 577-1992 (471 amino acids)
Biological process (GO): intracellular protein transport
Cellular component (GO): early endosome
Molecular function (GO): phosphatidylinositol binding
Source: RefSeq, a predicted model, not a curated record